Molecule: messenger RNA, 2418 nt
Organism: Condylura cristata (star-nosed mole)
Lineage: Eukaryota; Metazoa; Chordata; Mammalia; Eulipotyphla; Talpidae
Gene: VWCE
Product: von Willebrand factor C and EGF domains
Exons: 16
Coding region: 79-2418 (779 amino acids)
Biological process (GO): cellular response to virus
Cellular component (GO): cytoplasm
Molecular function (GO): protein binding; calcium ion binding
Source: RefSeq, a predicted model, not a curated record
GACGAAUGCCUGAGCGCCUCUUGCCAGGGCCGCUGCGUGAACACGGAGGGCGGCUUUGUGUGUGAGUGUGGGCCUGGCAUGCAGCUGUCUGCGGACCGCCACAGCUGCCAAGACACUGAUGAAUGCCUAGGGUUCCCCUGCCAGCAGAGAUGCAAGAACAGCUUCGGCAGCUACAGGUGUUCCUGUCGGACUGGCUUCCACCUCCAUGGCAACCGGCACUCCUGUGUAGAUGUAAACGAAUGUCGGAGGCCGCUAGAGAGGCGCGUCUGUCACCAUUCCUGCCAUAACACGGUGGGCAGCUUCCUGUGCACCUGCCGGCCCGGCUUCAGGCUCCGAGCGGACCGCGUGUCCUGUGAAGCUCUCCCAAAGGCCGCGCUGGCCCCAUCCGCCAUCCUGCAGCCCCUGCAGCACCCGCCCAAGAUGCUGCUGCUGCUCCCGGAGGCCGGCCAGCCAGCCCUCUCCCCAGGACACAGCCCCCCGCCUGGGGCUCCAGGACCCCCGAUCGGAGUCAGGACCACCCGCCUGCCGCCUCCCACCCCUGCACCAGCCCCGUCCUCCCCGUCUGCUCCAGUGCUGCUGCGGCCCACCCCUGUGUCCAGCGCCCCCCUGGUAGGGACCCUCGGACCCCCCUCACACCUCCAGGAGGCGGUGGUGACCCCCUCCCGGCCCCGGGGUCCCGCAGCCACUCAGCCACCACUGGCGCCCACCGCGUGCUGGCGCCAGGGGGCCAUGUACCCGGCGGGCAGCCGCUGGACGGAGCCCGGGUGUUCCCAGUGCCAGUGUGAGGACGGGGACGUGACCUGUGAAAAGGUGCCGUGUGAAGCCGCCUGUUCCCACCCGAUUCCCCCUGGAGGCGGGGACUGUUGCCCGACAUGUACAGGCUGUUUUCACGGUGGCGUCACCCACGCCGAAGGGGACGUGUUCUCGCUGCCCGAGGAGAACUGCACGGUCUGUGUGUGCCUGGCUGGAAACGUGUCCUGCAUGUCCCCUGAGUGUCCUCCCGGGCCCUGCCACAGCUCUCCGCCAUCGCAUUGCUGUACUUGUGUUCCCAUGCGGUGUUACUUCCACGGCCGAUGGUACGCAGACGGGGCUGUGCUGAGUGCCGAUGAGUGCACCACCUGUGUCUGCCAGAAUGGGGAGGUGGAGUGCUCCUUCACGCCGUGUCCGGAGCUGGACUGUCCCCGGGAGGAGUGGUGGCUGGGUCCUGGACAGUGCUGCUUCACCUGCCGGGACCCCAUGCCCACGACAGGCUGCUCUCUCGAUGACAACGGGGUUGAGUUUCCGAUCGGACAGAUCUGGUCUCCUGGUGAUCCCUGUGAGUUAUGCAUCUGCCAGGCAGACGGCUCAGUGAACUGCCAGAGGACGGACUGUGUGGACUCCUGCCCUCACCCGAUUCGGAUCCCUGGACAGUGCUGCCCAGACUGUUCAGCAGGCUGCACAUACACAGGCAGAAUCUUCUACAACAAUGAGACCUUCCCGUCCGUGCUGGAUCCGUGUCUGAGCUGCAUCUGCCUGCUGGGCACAGUGGCCUGCUCGCCCGUGGACUGCCCCAUCACCUGCACCUACCCUUUCCACCCCGACGAGGAGUGCUGCCCCGUGUGCCGAGACUGCAACUACGAGGGCCGGAAGGUGGUGAAUGGCCAGGUGUUCACCUUGGACGACGAGCCCUGCACCCAGUGCACCUGCCAGCUGGGAGAGGUGAGCUGUGAGAGGGUCCCCUGCCACCAGGCCUGCACAGACCCCGCCGUGCGCCCGGGCGACUGCUGCUCGUCCUGCCCAGAUUCGCUGUUUCUUCUGGAAGAAAGGAGGGAGCUGUCCCCUCGCGGAGCCUCGGAGUUCAGCCAAGUGGCCCAGAGCCCCCGGGGAGACACCGAGGCCCCUGUCAACUGUAGCUCCUGCCUGGAUCCCCCCACAGGGGCGCCUCAGAGGCCGGCUCUCCAGCUCUUCCAGCUCCUGUUCGGAGGGAACCUGACCCGGGCGCACACUUUCACCACGAGCCCCUCAGGAGCCCAGGCCUCUCCCCCAGCCCCUUUGGGGCCAGGAGACACGCUCCCUGGGGCGCACGGCACCUCCCGCCCCCCUCGCCCCUCCCCAGGGCCUUCGGUCCCUGCAGGAGCCUCCUCUCUGCCUCCAGCUUCCCCCGGGGCUCCUGGAACAACUCCUGGUACACCAGAACCGGCCCCCUCGGCCUCCGGGGCCCAGGAGGCACCUGGACAGCCUUCUCUGCCUGCCACCGCCCCGACGGAAGCUCCCACCUUUUCCUCCACAAUUCCCAGCCCCUCUGAGAACCCCACCACCUUCCUGAGGCCUCCUAGACUCUCUCCCACCGUCUCCAGGCUCUCGUUGGCCCUCGCAGGCCCGGCCAGCCCACAGGAACCUCCCACAGGGUCCUUGAUGGAGGAGGAGGCCGCUGAGUAA